Siniperca chuatsi (mandarin fish) is the source of this 2048-nucleotide messenger RNA. Its product is annotated as transmembrane protein 26. The transcript has 4 exons. Lineage: Eukaryota; Metazoa; Chordata; Actinopteri; Centrarchiformes; Sinipercidae. The record is from RefSeq and is a predicted model, not a curated record. Bases 472 to 1569 code for a protein of 365 amino acids.
UCUCCCAGAGAGAUAACUUUGUUCUGGACCAGGAGAGAUGACAUCAUGACGGAUGGCGAUGAAGAUGUGGGCGCAGGGGGCAGGAAACGUUAUCUCCUACAAUGGCACCGAGGGGACGGAGACACACACAUAUACACUUGUGGAACACACUAAAGCUCACUGAUACUCUACUCCAGUGGACUUGAACAGUAGUCACUCCCCAUUAAACACACAUACACACAGGAACACACACACACACACACACACACACACACACACACACACACACCUCUGACAUGCCGGCUCAUCCAAUGGGUCUAGGUGGUGGCAGUCAUUUAAAAGGACAGAUACAGGCCUGGUCACUGUGUGUCACUGUUCUGGUAUUGUCAUUUUCUACUGCACAGCAACUUUUGGGAAAUACACUGAAGAAACUGAUCUCAACCAAUCUCAGCGAGGAGUCCAGCUAAUACUGUGGGUUUUCUGUGGUGCACGAUGUGUCGGCUCCUGAAUGUCCUGCUGGCUUCGCUGAGUCGCUUCCUGUUUGCGGUCCACGGGGUGGUGACAGUGUGGCGUGUGGUGGCUGUUAAAGAGGAGCCACUCUAUUGGCUGCUGCUGACGGGCGUGGCUCUGCUGGGAGUGGAAAUGGCUGUCACUCUGAAGUGCACCCAGAACGCUGAGUGGAAAUGGUUCUCCCCCAUGGUUUUCCUCUACCUCAGUACUGUCAUCCCAUCCAUUUGGUUUCUGGAGCUGAGCCUGCUGCAGUCCAAGCUGCCUGUCAACAAUUCCUCAGGCCCUGAGCUUCAUUUGCUGGCUCACAUCCCGAUCACAGCGGGCAUCGUGGAGCUGGACCCAGAGAACUGGGUUGCUGGCCUGGAGCAGACCAUGCUCAUUGUGUUGGUUGUGGGUCGCUGGCUGAUGCCCAAGGGGGACAUGUCCCGCGACCAACUCUCCCAGCUCCUCAUGGUGAACGUGGGACUGGGCGCCGACAUCCUGGACAUCUUUGACACCUUCAAGGAACCUGAGGUCAAAACCAACCGAGCAGUUGUCAUUAUCGGCCUGGCCCUCUUCUCUUGGGCGCUCAUGCAGUUUCCUCUGGUGCUCACCCAGACACAACCCCCAAAGGGUGAGCCUCCAAAGACAAGUUUGAAUGGUCUCUUCUCCUGUUGCCCUGGUGCUCCAUCAGCAUUCUCCUCUUGCUGCUCCAGUGAAGUGUGGAGCUUGCUGCUUACGGUGGGACUCCAAGACGGCCCGUUCCUGAUUUACCGGCUCUACCUCAUGGUCCAAGAGCAGGUACUCAACCAGCUGAUGAUCUUCUUCACGUGCAAGAACAUCCUCAUCGUCCUCUUGGAGCUUUACCGAAUCUUUGUGGUGCAGUGCGAGCAGCCGGUAGGGGAGUUGGGGUUGGACAGGUGUGCUGCUUUGGUGCUCCAGUGUCAAACCAAGAGUUGUGGAGGGAAGGAGGGGGUGGAGGAGGAAGAAGGUAGAGAGGAGUGUGGCGGAGGGCAGAGCUGUAAGACAGACGCAGAAAGGGGGACUGAGAGGGAGGAAGAUCAGAGUUGUCCAGGUACAGAAAGGCUCAAAAUGCCGUGAGGCAUGACUUCGGCCCUUAGGGGAGGAAUGGCUUUCACACACCAAGAGAAAAGUCGAACCCAUCUGCCACCUUCUCAGCCUUGUUCAGAGACAGCCUCGGCUCUCUGGAGGUUCAGUGACUAGAAAUAGACCACAACAGAAGAGAAUAAGUUCCCACUGAAAAGAUCAGAGAUGAAUUUAUGCAACUCCCUUUGAUAAAACCUUUCAAGAAAGUGGUGUUUCAGUCAGAAGAGGUUUCUCUACUAAAGAAAAUCAGUUCAACAUGAACACAAACUGUCACUCUCUUUAAUAUAUGACAAAAUUAACAAGAUAGCUGAAACCAAAUUGACUUCCAGUACAACACAUUUGUUUUAAUCAGCAACAGCAUAUAACAAAAUGAUUUUAUUAUCUUGUGCGUAUGCAUUUUUAAUAAAAUGACGGUGAUGAUGAUGGCUCUGACAGGAGACAUAUUAUAUGAAUUGAAUUAAUAUAGCAGAGUA